Messenger RNA from Salvelinus fontinalis (brook trout), 4294 nucleotides. RefSeq names its product methyl-CpG-binding domain protein 1-like. Bases 459 to 3215 code for a protein of 918 amino acids. The record is from RefSeq and is a predicted model, not a curated record. Gene Ontology annotation, molecular function: DNA binding; zinc ion binding. NCBI's taxonomy places the organism in Eukaryota, Metazoa, Chordata, Actinopteri, Salmoniformes, Salmonidae. The transcript has 17 exons.
UGCCGUCCAUCUUUGAGGACAUGAAUUUCCAUUGUUGUAGCGGUCACGCGAAUGUCUUGUCAAUGUAAUAUACACUGUCUUAGGUUAAGGUAAGGGUAGGGGUAAACUAACGUAGCAGUAGAAAUAGUCAGGGGUAGAGGGUAGGGACGACCCAAGCAUCCAUAUUUGCGUUUAAUUUGUGUUUCCUGUUAUGUUGCAUGUAAUUUCCGGUUCUUAACCGUCGAUGGUCCUAUACAUCAAUGGGAAGACUGAAGUUUUUGGGAAGCCCUGCGGGAAUGCAAGCACAUAUACAGAGAAGCAAAGUUUAUGCUUGAGUUACUCUAGAGCCCCACUGGAUGUGAGCACUCCUCUGUAUUGUUAUGCAAAGUCUUGGAUGUGUGAACCUUGGAAGUCGUUGUUCAAGAACAUUUUGGAGAACAUUUAGACCUGUGGCUUCAUGAGUGUAUAGAGCCCCAGAAAUGAAUGAAGGACUGGUGGAUAACAUAGGUUCCGGGAGAGGGCCAGGAGAGGAAGACAUGGAGAUAAACGGAGAGGUACUAAAACCUACAAAUGAUCUACCUAUAGAAAGGGAGGAGAGGACUGAAGUCGGGGACAAUGGGAUGGAGAGGACUGAGGUCGGGGACAAUGGGAUGGAGAGGACCUCUCAGGUCCUAUCGCCACUGGAGGCCCUGGCUCCCUCGGACAGCCUUGACAUUCAGGACCAUGCCACCUCUGUUCCUGUGAUGACAGGCCAUGGGCAGACAGAGAAGAUCCCAGGGGGAGUUGCUGAGGAACAACCUGUAGACUGGUUUGAGCCCCUGGAGGAUGACAAUUAUGAAGAUGACACACAGGGUUGGAACUUGGGCCUUGCGAUGGGGGAGCGACGCGUGAAUGGCAAAGGGGAUGCCGAAGAGGAGAGUGUUGCAGGGAGCGAAAGGAGCGAAAGGAGCGGUAGCGUGGCAGGCCUUGAGAAGAAAAUCAACAGCAACAACCUGUUUUCUGUUUAUAGACGGAAGAAAAGAGUAACAGUUGAAGAGGGCUGGGAGGACUGGCCGGCACUUGGAAAGGGGUGGAAGCGCAAAGCGGUUGUUCGUCGUUCAGGUUCUAGUGUUGGACAGAGUGAUGUUUAUUACAUGAGUCCGAGUAAUGAGCGCGUGAGAAGUCGGGUUGAGCUUUCCAAAGUUCUGGCAGAUACUCUGGACAUGACAAUGUUUGAUUACAAAGCAGGGGUGUUCAGGGGUGCUGGACAACCCAAGCCCUUGCGUGCGAGAAAGACGAACAUACAGAAGGAUCCUCCUCCCUUAGUAGACUGUGGAUUUUCCUCAGAGUCCAGCUUGAAGGACAGAGGGGACCGGGCAGACAGCCCUGACUCCCAUCACAGACUGACCCCUCUGAGUCGCAGCUCUAUGGGCACGCCAAGCAAAGACCUCCAACAUACCACUCCCCCAAGAACGAACUUGUCUCUUGCUAAGAUUAGUUCAGCUUCUGUCGCUCAUGAUGUGGAAGGUAUGAAGCAAAAUGCAACUAAACUGCCCUUGAGCCCUGCAUCAUCACUUUCAGUCUCCAUCAAUGGGAUGGCUGGUUCAGAGCCCUUCUUUUGCAUCUGUGCCAUUUGUGGUAAUUCAUAUACAGGCUUAGAGUAUGAAAGGCAGAUGAAGAGUCCCUGUUGCACCAUAUGCAGGGCCAACAAUCCAGCUAUAGCCAAGUUUCCACUUCAUCAAAGAUUCAGAAAGUGGAUUCCUUGUGGUAACUGUAGGGCUUGCCUUACCACAGAAGAUUGUGGGAGUUGUGCCAACUGCAAAAAAACACUGAACCCUGACACCAGAAAACGUGUCCGCUGUCAGAAACGCAAAUGCAAAUGUCCUAUCCUCAAGUAUAAACCUGAUGGUCCCCAAAUGUUGGAUCCCUAUCCCAUGGCGAAUUUUAAGAUUGACAGCAGAGAAUUGCAGAACUCCACUUCUCAAUACAGUGACCCUGAGGACUUCUCUGUGAAUGUCGAUAUAGAAGAUGACGAUGAAGAGUUUGAUGGUGAUGAUGCUGACUAUGAGGCUUGGGUGAGGAAACGUAAGCGGCGCUCCUGUGGGAAGUGUGAAGCCUGUAAUAGUAGGACAGACUGUGGCACUUGUGAUUUCUGCAUAGACAAACCCAAGUUUGGAGGCAGCAAUAAGAAGAGACAGAAGUGCCGUCUACGGCAGUGCCAGAGACAGGCCAUGAGACACUUGUUGCCCUUUCAGUUGGGCCAGACUGAUUUUGGGUCCCAAGAGGGGUGGGUGCAGCUUGGCAGGCCUAGGCCUCACUUUACAUACAGUCGCAAGACAACCCCAAAGAAAAGAAAAACACAGCAUCUGGAAGUGGACAUGGAGUUCACUGAUGAUGAAGACGAGCCACUGCAGGAAGAAGAGGAUUAUCGCUACAUGGAAACAGCACAUUGGCGCCCUAUGCUUCCCAGCAAACCCCAGGAUGAGAACUUCCGAAACCAUAUACCGACAGUCCAGGCUCACAAAGAGACUGUGGAAAUUGUCAAAAAUAAUUCACUUCUGGAGCAUGUACCAGAUAUCCUCAACCUUAUAAGUUCUCCAGCAUAUUGCACACUGUUCAAACCGGCAGACCCUGCGGUGAAAUAUGUUGAACCCCCAGUUGAGAAUACGUCCUCAGCAGCUCCGGACAGACAGAGUGGAAUGAACGGAGGAAGGCCAAGUGUGGACACGGAUGUAGAAACGCCGUCUGGGGAGCCAGAAGUGGAGGAGGUCACACCUAUGAUCACUCAGAUCUUCAGUCUGGCUGACAGUGCAGGAACAAGUGGGAUCGACCAAGAACAUGAGCUGUUAAAGCUACUGAAGUCCAUUCACAGCUCUGCACUCCCCACACUCUGGUUUGCCAUAAUGGUGGAGGGCCCGACGCUACAGCUACUGCAGUGCUCCAAGCUCUCCCACAUGGUGGACACAACCGUGCAGAUUGACCCGAGCUUCUACUAUCAGAUCUGUGUACAGGGCCAGCCGCUGCUCCUCACCCACCCGCUGUAUGAAGCUCACCCAUCCUGCUUGACAUCUGUGCCCCAGGUGGCGAACCUGCUCCUGGAUCUGGAGAAGUACAGCGUGUGCCAGGGGGUCCCGACCAAGGAGCAGCCAUUCAGCCAGGCUCCAAUCAUCAUUGAGCGGGCAUCAACCUGUGACUUUCUGGUACUUAAAGAAACAGAGCACUGUGCGAGGUGUAAGGCCUUAUCCUGCAGCUAUUAAGGCCAGACACCACACCGUAAUAGGGAUCCCCCCCUUAAUCAUAUCACAAUCAACUUUCUACAGUUGAACGUAGACACAAAUAAUAUUUUUUUGUAUUACAAUUUCAGUUUUUUAAAAAUUGAAAUAUACAAAUUAGGUGACAUCUCAUUUAAAUAUUUACAUAUCCAACACAAAAAAAAGUCUGGACACUGGAUUAAGUCAGUCUAAAUAUUUUUGGUUUCGUAUUGUUAAGACACUCCAGGAUCGGACUUACUCAGUGCAUUGUGGACAAAUACUUUAAAAAUAUUUUUAUCUGUAAAAUACUAAAGAUAUGAAAGUAAAAUGCAUUUUGGCACAUUAAAAAAAACAUAUUCAAUUCCCUCUGGGCAAGUAUGAGAAUAUAUCUAAGGUUCACUAUUUGGUGAAUACAGAUGCUUCUGAAGCUGGGGGAAAUUAGUUGGCGUGUGGGAAGAAUCUUGACUUUUCGGAAUUGGCAGUUAAAGACAAGGACACUGAAUUUAGACUAACAAACACAUAUUUAGACCCAAUCACCAUCUCUUCAAAGUAAGUUACUACAUAUAGUUCAGUUUUUUUACAUUUUCUAUGAAAUGGGUUUAUAAAUUGUGUAAUCCAAUGUAGUGGGCUUUGAAAUGAUGGAUGUAUGUCCAUUUUAAAGUGGUUAACAUUAAUGACAUUUUGAUGACUGUAGUAUGAUAAACUAAUGAAAAUAUGCAUUAUUAUCAAGAUUGUCAUUUUUGUUUACUUUUUGAAAAUACUAAUAUUAAUGGACCAAAAUACCAACAAAUCUAAAAAUUGAUAGGUAGAUGCUGUGAUGUAAUUUCAGCCUGUGGUGCCUGGCCUUAAGAACAUUUGGUGCCGCAGCGCAGGGUCACCAGCACUUAGCAGUGUCACAGUACAGAGCAUCACAGCUCUGCCCUUACAGAACAUCUCAAGUCUGCUGGCGAUGGACAACCAGGACUGUCUAGUAUUUUGCGCUUUUACCACUAGACUUUGCAAUGAUAUUUGUUAAGAAAUUGAGGGACGUGUUUUUUAUAUCCCAUUUUGUUAGUAUGUCUUACAAAUAAAUGUACAAAUCAUGA